Molecule: messenger RNA, 2470 nt
Organism: Nanorana parkeri
Lineage: Eukaryota; Metazoa; Chordata; Amphibia; Anura; Dicroglossidae
Gene: EXOC6B
Product: exocyst complex component 6B
Exons: 23
Coding region: 22-2439 (805 amino acids)
Biological process (GO): Golgi to plasma membrane transport; intracellular protein transport; exocytosis
Cellular component (GO): membrane; exocyst
Source: RefSeq, a predicted model, not a curated record
AGCCCCGAGGAUCCAGCAAACAUGGCGGAGCUGGAAUCAGCGCCUGAACAUGAGAGGAUCCUGCGGGAGAUCGAGAGCACCGAGUCCGCCUGUAUAGGGCCCACCCUGAGAUCUGUAUACGAUGGAGAAGAGCACAGCACGUUCAUGGAGAAGCUGGAAGUUCGAAUCCGCAACCAUGACCGUGAGAUCGAGAAGAUGUGUAAUUUUCACUACCAGGGAUUCGUGGACUCCAUCACAGAGCUGCUGAAAGUGAGAGGCGAGGCGGAAAAACUGAAGAACCAAGUAACGGACACUAACAGACGACUGCAGGUGGACGGAGCCGAGUUAUUGUCCACAAUGAAAGAUCUUCAGCAGUGUCGGGUUCAGCAGAGGAACAUCGCUGCCACAGUGGACACGCUCAACCUAUGUCUACCUGUUUUGGAAAUGUAUAGCAAGUUACAGGUGCAGAUGAAGACUAAAAGACAUUACCCUGCACUGAAGACUUUGGAACAGCUGGAACACACCUACCUGCCUCAGGUUAGUCACUACCGUUUCUGCCACAUCAUGGUGGACAACAUCCCGAAACUCCGCGAGGAGAUCAAAGAGGUGUCCAUGUCAGACCUGAAGGACUUCCUGGAAAGCAUCCGCAAGCACUCCGAGAGGAUUGGAGAGUUCGCCAUGAAGCAGGCUCAGCAACAGAGAAGUAUGGACAACAUGCUGUCCGGGCAGUCCAGAGGAGGCCUGGGGAAGAGGUAUAAGAGAGACCUGUGCCCCAGCCCAGAGGUGAACGGCACCAGCCCCAUGUCAGAACAGGACUCCGGGAUCCUGGAUGUGGAGGAUGAAGAUGAGGAAGAAGAGGCACCGGGCACAAAGGACCUGGUAGACUUCUCCCCGGUAUAUCGCUGCCUACAUAUCUACACUGUGCUGGGUUCCAGAGAGGUCUUCGAGAACUAUUACCGGAAACAGAGGAGAAAGCAAGCCAGACUUGUACUCCAGCCACCGUCCAACAUGCAUGAGACUUUGGAAGGAUAUCGGAAAUACUUCUAUCAAAUAGUGGGAUUCUUUGUGGUAGAAGAUCACAUCCUACAUACGACAGUUGGAUUGGUGAAUCGGGCGUACAUCGAUGAGCUGUGGGAUUUGGCGCUGUCGAAGACCAUGGCGGCGCUACGAACACAUUCGUCAUAUUGUUCCGAUCCUAACCUUGUUCUGGACCUGAAGAAUCUCAUUGUGCAUUUUGCUGACACAUUGCAGGGUUAUGGCUUCCCGGUGAACCAUCUGUUUGACAUGUUGCUGGAGGUCAGAGAUCAGUACAGUGAGAUCUUACUGAAGAAGUGGGCCCUGGUGUUCAGGAACAUACUGGAUGCAGAUAACUACAGCCCCAUCCCCGUGAGUGAUGAGGCGGAAUAUAGGAAGAUAUUGGGUCAGUUCCCCGUCCAGGACCCGGAGUUAGAGAAGCAACCCUUCCCGAGAAAAUUCCCCUUUUCCGAAUUUGUGCCAAAAAUCUACAGUCAAAUCAAGGAAUUUAUAUACGCCUGCCUGAAGUUCUCCGAGGACUUACAUUUAAGCUCUACGGAAGUGGACGACAUGAUCAGAAAAUCCACAAAUUUACUACUGACUCGAACACUCAGCAACUGCCUUCAGAAUGUCAUCAAGAGAAAGAAUGUUGGCCUUACGGAGCUUGUACAGAUUAUCAUCAACACCACCCAUCUGGAAAUCUCCUGCAAGUUCCUGGAAGAGUUUAUCACUAAUAUUACCAAUGUCCUGCCAGAGACUGUACACACCACCAAGCUGUAUGGUCUGACUACCUUCAAGGAUGCCCGGCAAGCUGCAGAAGAAGAGAUUUACACCAACCUGAACCAGAAAAUUGACCAGUUCCUUCAACUGGCUGACUACAACUGGAUGACCCUAGAAUCCAGUGAGAGGGCCAGUGAUUAUCUGGUGGACCUUGUUGCUUUCCUCAACAACACAUUUGCAGUGUUCACCCACCUGCCUGGUAAAGUGGCGCAGACUGCGUGCAUGUCGGCCUGCAAACACCUCUCCACGUCUCUGACGCAGUUACUCCUGGAGGCAGAAGUCAAGCAGAUCACUAUGGGGGCCUUGCAGCAAUUCAACCUGGACGUGAAAGAGUGCGAGAGUUUUGCCAAAUCCGGACCAGUGCCUGGGUUCCAAGGGGACACACUGCAAUUGGCCUUCAUCGACUUAAGACAAUUGCUGGAUCUUUUUAUCAAAUGGGACUGGUCAACCUACUUGGCCGACUAUGGACAACCGAACUGUAAAUAUCUGCGUGUCAACCCAACGACGGCCCUUACUCUGCUGGAGAAAAUACAUCGUGUGAUGAAAGACCCUAGCAGGAAGAACAAUGUCUUCGCUCAGUUCCGGAAGAAUGAGAGAGACAAGCAGAAGCUCAUUGAGACCGUGGCCAAGCAGCUCCGUGGACUGAUCAACAGCAACCAUUCCUGAGGGGCCAGAGCGGACAGUGGCGAGCACUACA